AUGGCAGAUAACGGGUUCAAUACCACAUACAAUGUUGAGGCCCAAGGAAAUCAGCCCCAGCACGAAGAUUCCAUCAGUGAUACCCACAACGAGGGGAAUGAGGCCACGCCAGUUCAUGGCGGGCAAUAUCCACUAUAUGUUCGAGUGGCAACCCAUGACGUUGCUGAAGAUGAGCACGUCAUACAAAUAAAGUUGAAAGAAAGUUUGCUCGAGUUCCAGGCAACAACUUGGGCGGAUAUUCACAACUGGUACGAGUCAAAUAUAAGGAUUGAGGAUGAUCAGCUCGGUUUCCCGGCGUUGGACAAGGGUCAGGACCGGGAAAGGAAUAAAGAAAAAUCAAAUGAUGAUUUUGACAUAGUUGGCGGCAAAGGUUUGCGGCUUUUCGAAUACAACUUUAACGUCAGCGUAGUGGAGCUGGUGUCGGCUAACAAAAACAUUAAAGAAGCAUGGUUCCCGAAGUCAAUGAGAUUCGAUCCCAUCCAAAGGGAUCCUAAUUUGUGGUGCAAAUACCACGGGACAAUCGGUCACCAGACUGGCGACUGUCGGCAUCUGCACGAAGAGGUGGCAACAUUGCUGAAAAAUGGCCAUCUCAGGGAAUUUUUGAGUGAUCGAGCUAAAAACAAUUACGGCCGCAGUCACGAUAACAUGGAGCCUUCAAAAGUAGGAGAGGAUCCUCCACGUUUGACGAUCAAUAUGAUUUUUGGGGGGAACGAGAUUAAUGGUGUGAUAUUUUCAGCGACAAAAAAGACAAAGGUGUCGGUUACACACAACAAGAGACUCCGGGAAGUCACCGAGGAUGACAUAACUUUUAUAGAGGAAGACGCGGACGGCGUGUUGCUACCGCAUAAUGACGCCCUGGUAAUCUCUCUAAAUGUCUUAGAUUUUAAAAUUAAACAUGUUCUGGUGGACCCUGGAAGUUUGGCCAAUAUUAUCCAAUGGAGAGUGUUCGAGCAAUCUAAUCUCACCGGAAGUAUCAUUCCGGCCAUGAAACUUCUUGUCGGGUUAAAUCUGGCAAGCGCGACAACCCGGGGAGAUAUCCUACUGCCCAAGAAUGCCGAAGGGGUUAUGAAGAUGACCCUUUCCGAGGUAGUAGACGGCGAUAUGGGUUACAAUAUCAUCCUGGGGAGACCAUGGUUGCACGAGAUGAAGAGAUUAGAAGCAGCUAAAGGUAAAUGGCCCGAAGAGCUGCCAGGUGUACUAUGGGUGUAUGGCCAAAUCGAGCAUGAGGGAGACGCCUUUCUCUCUCGUGCACGGGGCAGAAGCCCUGAUCCUGGUGGAAGUAGGAGAACCUACCCUAAGAUAUUUUCGGGCAAACAAAGAAGAAAACAAUGA
Molecule: messenger RNA, 1332 nt
Organism: Nicotiana tabacum (common tobacco)
Lineage: Eukaryota; Viridiplantae; Streptophyta; Magnoliopsida; Solanales; Solanaceae
Source: RefSeq, a predicted model, not a curated record